AUGGGCUCCUCAUCGAUUUUGGGAUAUUCCACUGCCCCAUUUGCGGAGUCAACCACCACCACGAAGAUGAGAAUCUCUAAACAAGAAGCCCAACCAUCAUUAACAACUGGUCCCGGGCUUCCUACCCCGCCAAAUAGCCCAUUGUACAGGACGCAUGAAGCCGGCCGAAAGUCAGAAGAACCCAAGUUUAGCCCAGAGCCCGGAAGUCUCAGAAGCCAGUUGAAUUUUGAUCCCUGGAUAUGCGGAUCUCGAACGAAAACAACAAAAGAACCAUGCACUCUGCGGACAAAAGCCGAAAGGCGAGUCGAUGCCCUUAUCAAAUUGGAGUCAUUACAGCUCCUUACACAGUCUUCAUACAGCCUUGAGACAGAGCUGCGUCAUCUAGCAAAAAUGGUGCACUGUCGUCACCACAACCAUGACCCGUAUCUACAUGAACGAGUUGAGAAGUGGAAGGCAGUAUUUCCGUUGGGAGACAACAAGAUCAACCCCGAUGCCUCAAUCAGAAUGGCCGUUAAGGAACUUUUUAGCAAAUUAUCUGAUUGUUGCGCAGGGGUAAAACUGGACAACAAGCCCUGCUUCAGAAGAAUAGGGGGCAGGAAAGUCCAAAAUCGUUCUAAAACAAUCGAAGAGAUCGUUAAACCGGAGAUAUAUGGGAACAUUUGCAAGCUUGAAUAUUUUUUGGAAGUCCUUGCAGAAAACAUGUACUGCCAUCUUCACAAGAAUCAAGGUCCCAAGCAGGUGGAGGUUUGGAAGUUGGCGACUACGAAAUUUUGCAAUGAGAAAGGCUCGGGGCUGUCAUUGAUGACCGACGAUAAAGACGGCAAAAAUCAAGACUUGGCCAAGGCUGACCUAGAUUUUUCAACAGUGGCGUAUCACAGUGCUGUUGAUUCGGAUUUGUCCGAAUUUAACACGCCAAUACCUUGGAACUUAAGAUAUCCAUCUCCUGCUGAGUUCUGGCCAGAGACAUACGAUACGACUCCUUUCAAUAUUCUAACCAGGGCCAAUCACCUUGAAGAUCAAGAACUGUUAUUCCUUGGUGUCCAGAAACAAUUACAAGCUCCCUUAAGAAAGGAAGACCGGGGUGAAGGCUUCCUAUACGCAUAUGAGGUUGAAGGGAACAAGGGGUUCGUUAAGAUUGGAUACACCACUCGCUCAAUCAAUGAGCGCCAUGACGAAUGGUCAUUUCAUUGCAACAGACUUACCAAGCCUAUUUACCCUCCCAUCUUUAACGUAAAUACCGUUGUCCCAAAUGCGGCUCGUGUGGAGAAACUAUGCCAUGCAGAGUUGAAGCACCGGAAUACGCGAAUAUACUGUAGUGGCUGCCUUAAGCUGCACAUCGAAUGGUUUGAGGCGUCUCCUUCCGAGGCAAUCGCUGUCAUUGAGAAAUGGUCAAAAUGGAUGCGAUCCCAUCCAUAUCAGCCAAACCCGAUUGAUUCCUCAAACACAUGGACACUUCGACCGGAGGAAGAACAGAAAUCAAAGGACAUUGGCCGUUUCAUGAAGGGCAUAGCACAGUAA
Messenger RNA from Aspergillus pseudotamarii, 1518 nucleotides. RefSeq names its product GIY-YIG nuclease family protein. The record is from RefSeq and is a predicted model, not a curated record. The transcript has a single exon. The coding region runs from base 1 to 1518 and encodes 505 amino acids. NCBI's taxonomy places the organism in Eukaryota, Fungi, Ascomycota, Eurotiomycetes, Eurotiales, Aspergillaceae.